UUCAAGCCGAGAAUCUCGUCCCCUCUUGACUAAAACCCUCAUUCCUCGGUGCUUCCCAGCUCAAAGAUGACAGGAGAAGUUGUGAACCCCAAAGCGUAUCUGCUUGCAGAUUCUCAGUUAUCGAUAACGAUUCUUGACCUCAUUCAGCAAGCUGCUAACUACAAUCAGCUCAAGAAAGGUGCUAACGAAGCUACGAAGACGCUUAAUCGUGGGAUCAGCGAGUUUGUGGUUAUGGCCGCAGAUGCAGAGCCUCUAGAGAUUCUUCUUCAUCUACCCUUACUAGCUGAGGAUAAGAAUGUUCCGUACGUCUUUGUGCCUUCAAAGCAAGCCUUGGGAAGAGCAUGUGGUGUAACAAGAUCUGUUGUCGCGUGUUCAGUCACAUCAAACGAAGGUAGUCAGUUGAAAUCACAAAUCCAGCAGCUCAAGGAUGCCAUUGAGAAGCUUCUUAUCUAAAAAAAAGAAAGAAAUAAAUCUCGAAUUGGUUGCUCUGUAUGAUGUGAUCAAAACCCAGCUUGUUGUAACUUAUGAUAAUGACAUCACAUUGAUACACUUAUCUGCUGUUGUGUUUCUUGUAUUGGUUUUGUUGCUA
This is a messenger RNA of Brassica oleracea var. oleracea, 589 nucleotides long. Its product is annotated as NHP2-like protein 1. Gene Ontology annotation, biological process: ribosome biogenesis; mRNA splicing, via spliceosome; maturation of SSU-rRNA. NCBI's taxonomy places the organism in Eukaryota, Viridiplantae, Streptophyta, Magnoliopsida, Brassicales, Brassicaceae. The coding region runs from base 67 to 453 and encodes 128 amino acids. Gene Ontology annotation, molecular function: RNA binding. The record is from RefSeq and is a predicted model, not a curated record. The transcript has 5 exons. Gene Ontology annotation, cellular component: U4/U6 x U5 tri-snRNP complex; nucleolus; precatalytic spliceosome.